Messenger RNA from Rotaria socialis, 1116 nucleotides. The record is from the annotation of a GenBank genome assembly. Lineage: Eukaryota; Metazoa; Rotifera; Eurotatoria; Philodinida; Philodinidae.
AUGGGUCGUAAAAAGAUUAAUAUAACGCGGAUUAAUGAUGAUCGUACGCGUCAAGUGACAUUUACAAAAAGAAAAUUUGGUUUAAUGAAAAAAGCUUAUGAACUAUCGGUAUUAUGUGGCUGUGAAAUAGCAUUAAUGAUAUUUAAUAAUAACGGUCGUCUAUUUCAAUAUGCAUCAUCCGAUAUGGAUAAAGUUUUAUUAAAAUAUGCAGAAUACAAUGAACCACAUGAAUCAUGUACUAAUACUGAUAUAGUUGAUAUCUUAAAUAAAAAACAUUCAGCUAUGAAACCAGCAGCAAGUGGCAGCAGUGAGGAUACUGAAAUGAUGGGAGAUAACGAUGAAAGUAACGAACCAACAUUUGCUGAAAGUGUUAAUAGUUUUCUUGUCACUAGCAAUCUCAACUGUUCAUCAUCAAAUAGCAAUAGCCACAAUAUGACAUUCCUUAGUAAUAAUAAUAAUAAUAAUAAUUCUAAUAAUACUACAAGAACAGUUCUACCCGAUUUUCAAUAUUUAACAUCUCCGUCUGAUGAGCAACAAUUAUCAACAACCAUAAUAAAUCACAUUCCCAUUUAUCCUAUUCCGAAAUCUAUUGAUGCUAAUCAAUAUGGAAAUAACAUUACCAAUAAUGCUAACCUUCACUCAAGUACAACUCAUGUAACACAAUCUCCACAUACACCGAUGAAUCAUUUUGUAGCUCAGCAACCAACAACACAUAUUGGCCGUAUAAUGACAGUUGGUCCAGAUAUGAGUGUUUCGUCGAUUGAUCUCAGUGCACUUGCUUCACAAUUGACGUCAAAUUUUUUGGCAUCUUUAACGAAUGCUGCCGUUGUUACAACUGCUGAUAAUUCAUCAUCGGCAAUACCUAUGAAUUUAAUAAAUCGAGAUUGUCAACCAACAAGUAUUGGUCGAGGUCAAACAAUUAUGCUAACGAAUAGUCCGAAUACCAUUGUACUUACUGGCCAACAACAACAAUUGCAACCACAGCCACAAUGCCGAAAUAUUAUUAAACAAGAACCCAUUCUCUACACGACGACAACAGCAACAACAACAUCAGCUGCCAGUAGAAACGAUUUGUGCUAUGAAUCGAACAUUAAGCAAAACCGUUUAUGGCAAUAA